CGGCGCCGGCACCGCCGCCCAGCGACCCGGCCGCGGUGGCUCUGAGCGCGUUGCGGCGGGCGCGGGCGGCGGCGGCUCUUUCCUGUCCGUCGGUCCUGGGACCUUCGCCUGCUUCCCCGCACGGGGACGGGGCGCGUUCCGGCCCGCAGCGGAACGGGGAUGCCCGGCCCGCGGCCCCGCCGCUCUCACGAUGAGGAAGUUGAGGCUCAGCGACGCCAGGUGAUACACUCACAUCCACAGAAGAAGUGAUCGCGGUGCAGGAACCAGGUUGGACGGACCGGCCCAGGCGGGAGCAGGAGCUCUUCCAGCAGGUCCCUGGUCUGGAGAGGGGUGGGGAACUGUGAGGACAUGGGCAGGGAAGAGCAUCACUAGAGGAGGUGCCACAGAACAAGACAGUUUCAGCGACGGAGAGCAGGUGGGUCUGCUGUCGCCAGGCCCAUGCCUUGAGGCCAGGAGGUGCCCCGCCGCUGGCAUGCCGUGGGACACGCGGCGGCCCGGGGGUGGCGCGGACGGCGGGCCUGAGGGCACGGGCGCUGCGCGCUCCCGGGCACAGAAGCAGUGCCGCAAGUCGUCGUUCGCCUUCUACCAGGCGGUGCGCGACCUGCUGCCCGUGUGGCUGCUCGAGGACAUGCGCGCCAGCGAGGCCUUCCACUGGGACGAACGCGGGCGCGCCGCCGCCUACUCGCCGUCCGAGGCGCUGCUCUACGCGCUCGUGCACGACCACCAGGCGUACGCGCACUACCUGCUGGCCACGUUCCCGCGGCGCGCGCUCGCACCGCCCAGCGCCGGCUUCCGCUGCUGCGCGGCUCCCGGGCCGCACGUGGCGCUGGCGGUGCGCUACAACCGCGUGGCCAUCCUGCGCUGCAUCCUGCGCACCGUGCGCGACUUCCCGCCCGAAGAGCGCGCGCGCGUGCUCGACCGCCGCGGCUGCAGCCGCGUGGAGGGCGGCGGUUCGUCGCUGCACGUGGCCUGCGAGCUGGCCCGCCCGGAGUGCCUGUUCCUGCUGCUCGGCCACGGCGCCUCGCCCGGCCUGCGCGACGGCGGCGGCUUCACGCCGCUCGAGCUGCUGCUGCGCCAGCUGGGCCGCGACGCCGGGGCCGCCCCCGCCGCCGGGGUCCCCGCCACCACCCCUGGGGAGCCGCGCCAGCGCCGCCUGCUGCUGCUCGACCUGCUAGCGCUGUACACACCUGCGGGCGCCACCGGCCUGGCCCGCCGCGAGCUGCUGGGCGACCGGCCGCGCUGGCAGCGGCUGCUGGGCGAGGACAAGUUCCAGUGGCUGGCGGGCCUGGCGCCGCCCUCGCUCUUCGUGCGCGCCAUGCAGGUGCUGGUCACCGCCAUCUCUCCUGGCCGCUUCCCCGAGGCCCUGGACGAGCUGCCGCUGCCGCCUUUCCUGCAGCCGUUGGACCUCACGGGCAAGGGCUAGACACGGGCGCAGCCGAGGUGCUGAAUUUUGGGACUAAACUAUUUUUCAGAGCCUGUAACUGGCACUUUACAUAUAUUGAUCUCUCUAUA
Molecule: messenger RNA, 1512 nt
Organism: Cynocephalus volans (Philippine flying lemur)
Lineage: Eukaryota; Metazoa; Chordata; Mammalia; Dermoptera; Cynocephalidae
Gene: ANKRD9
Product: ankyrin repeat domain 9
Exons: 4
Coding region: 473-1423 (316 amino acids)
Molecular function (GO): protein binding
Source: RefSeq, a predicted model, not a curated record